AUGGCCGUGGUGGACAUCAAACUCCCACCAGUGCCGGGAGAGCUCAAGACUAUAUCUGUGUGGAUCUCUCGAGCACAAGAACUCAAAGGGAAGGAGCCAGUAAUAGCCUACUACUGCUUGUACCAUGCAACCCAAACCGGAAUUGGCGCCAAAACGAAAGAAAAGGAGGCGAAAAAUUUCUUGAUGGAUUUGAUGACUACUCUCGAAACGAUGAAAGAACAGCUCAAAGACCACAACGAAAUUAAUAGCGAUGAAGCUGCCGCCAAAUAUAUCCAAGCGUUUGCCCUCAAGGUCUUUGCAAAUGCGGAUAAUGAGGACCGCAAAGGUGGCAGUACUCGGUCUACCGCAAAGAAAUUUUUGGCGGCUAGCAAUUUCUUUGAGCUCCUUACAAUCUUUGACGCAAAAUAUUUGAAUCCGGAUUUGAAUGUAUCUGAGAAGAUUAAAUAUUCAAAGUGGAAGGCUUCAGACAUCGCCAAAGCAUAUCGAGAGGGCCGAGUCCCCCAAGCUGGCCCACCUGCGCUAUAUGAUGCAUCCGAAGACGAACUUGGGGAAAAGGUGACAGCAUCUCACUCUGAACCGGACGAAUUCAGCGCCAUCUCGAGUUACAAUGCGGCAGUCAAAUCUAUAACCGUCUCUUCCUCGACACCACCUAUUGAGGCGAAUGAGAAGGCUGCCGACGUUCCAUCCCUUUCCAAGCCAGCCCUUCAAUCUUCUUCCUCCUCCAAUACUAUAGACACCGUCACCCCUGCGCGCACUCCGAUCGUGUCACCGACCCCAAAGUAUAUCAACACUUCGCCAGCGACGAGUCCCUAUGUUAUCGAUGUCUCUAGUCCCACGUCGACCGCAGGCUCAAAAACUCCGCUGAAGACACCCGGUCUGUCGGAUGGCCUUUGGUCUACGGCUGCGACGCCGGGCAUCGAGUCUCCAAACAUGUUUUCGCCAUUCCCUGGUGGCUCGUUUGGCAAGGCAGCAGCGAGUCUAAUGAAUCCUGCCACUUUGGCCAAGUUUAAUGCGUUGAAGAAGGCCGAGGCAUCCCCUAUCAGUCCAAAGUCCAAGUCUGGCCUCAGUGCGAUGUUUGUUCCACCGGAAGUAGAGGAUGCUGGGGAAGAAGCCAAAGCAAACAGUGGUAAUGACACUGACGAGGAUGAUGGUCAGUGGUCAACCGGCGGGAAUGACCCAAUGAGCCGCCAGCCUACGAUGAUGCCCCCAGGGACCGGCUUGAAUAACGCUCCUGGGCUCGUAGUCACCCCGAGUCUCGGAGCCGUUCAAGAAGAAGGCAUUGUUCUGGCGGUCCCACUUCCGCCAUCCGCCAAUAAUACUGCUCCAUCCUCGCCAGACAAUCGACCCAACAGCUUGCUGUAUGCCGCGUCUCAACCUCUCCCUCCCAUCUUACCCCCAUCCGUCCAAACACCAUCAUCCAUCAAGUCUGAGACCCAUGCUUUGCCAGGAGUGGACAACAAGUCGUACAAGUAUACAUCCCAUGUAGUGGGUGAUUCCACUAGCGAUGGAGAAGCCAGUUACAACGCGCCUCGUCGCACGAACGCCACCCAGAAGGGCACGAAUCUGGCGCCGGAUGCGUCUCAUUCUACGCACGGACGUUCCUCGUCAAUCAACGAGCCACCUCUAUCUGCCCCUCCAACAACCGCAAAGCCAAGUGGCUCGGCUCCCGAUGAUGAUUGGGAGCGAACGAGUCUCAGUCGAUUGGCUAGGCUUCCUCACGGAAACAGCGAGAUGGACAGCCUCUCUGAGCGUCUCCGUGAUCUUGGAGAUUUGAACACUUCUACACCUUCACUGCAUUCUACCAGUCCGGGACCCAGCGAUUCCAAUGAUCCCGAGCAUAAAACGCGACGAAAUACGAUACGAGCGAGUGCACCGAGUCGCCCUGUCAGUACCGACUUUGGUUUGAGUCUUCCGGGAGUACCAUCUGCACCCCCGGUCGGCGAAUGGAAGGGCAAAGGCAACGAUGAUGGAAGCGAUUCCGGUGGUGGCGGCGACAUGAUGGCACGAUUGCCAUCAGCGCCUGCUGUUCCCCCAAUUGUUCAAGAUCAACUUCCUCAUGUCACCGUGUUGCCAAAACCUUCCACACCUCGUGAAGAAAUUCAUGUUAAUCCUUACUUCCCGGCUCAGGGAACCCCUUCUGCACCUUCCUCUCGAUUCACCCCAUAUUCCGAACACCCGGCUAUCAAUGGAUACAAUACAACGUCUCCACCUUCUGUACCACCGAGUGCGACUUCUUCAACCUUCAUUCAUCGAGGGUACACUCCACCGAACAGCGUGACGUCUCCUCAGGCGUCGUCUGUAAAUGGUAUCCUUCCUCCUACUCAAUACGGUGCUCCGAUGAUGCAUCCAGCCGGUCAGUAUGCACCCUCCGUACCCAUUGGAUAUCAUAACGGGAUGAUGAACGGCACUGGUCCGGCACGAGACGAAUUUGGGAUCGAACUGCCAAAUAGACCACCGCCCACCGAACUGGACCCGGAGACGAUUGGCAAAGCACAGAAGCACACCAAGUUUGCCCUCUCUGCUCUCAAUUUCGAGGACUUGGAGACCGCUCGUGAAGAACUCAAGAAGGCGCUUCGACUGCUUAGCUGA
This is a messenger RNA of Serendipita indica DSM 11827, 2589 nucleotides long. Lineage: Eukaryota; Fungi; Basidiomycota; Agaricomycetes; Sebacinales; Serendipitaceae. The record is from the annotation of a GenBank genome assembly.